This is a messenger RNA of Cyprinus carpio (common carp), 2289 nucleotides long. Its product is annotated as NGFI-A-binding protein 2-like. Gene Ontology annotation, molecular function: transcription coregulator activity; transcription factor binding. Bases 643 to 2148 code for a protein of 501 amino acids. The record is from RefSeq and is a predicted model, not a curated record. Gene Ontology annotation, biological process: negative regulation of DNA-templated transcription. Gene Ontology annotation, cellular component: nucleus. Lineage: Eukaryota; Metazoa; Chordata; Actinopteri; Cypriniformes; Cyprinidae. The transcript has 8 exons.
CGGGGAAUCCCGCUGCUCAAGCCGCGUCACUGAGCUCGAUCACCGCCCACAGACUCGGUGAUCUCCGGCGCUCUUCCACACCACUGCACUCAUGUUUGUUCAUGCAUUAAAUCUGAUACUCAUUAUAGUGGGGCUCCGUCGUGCUGUUUAGCGUAAACGGCUGGCUUUCACAUUGUACAGAUCUGAGCUUAAACAAUGAAACGGACAGAAUUCCCCGACCAUCCAAACCCUGACGCGAGAGGCGCUCAGACCGGAGAGGAAGGCUCUUAUUCGGUCAGAUGGCGUGCCGCAGUCCGCCCACGCGUUUCUCGCGCCCACACAGGCAGCGAAAGGAGCGUCAUUAACUCUCCGCUACUGCCAGCACAGCAGAGCAUAGCCGAGACAACACCAGAGUUUCAAGAACAUUUUAGUCCAAUCUCACAUCUGUAGAAUAAGGUCUAACAAGCACAGAAAACAAAAACAAAUUACUCAUCAGAGGCGUACAGAUAGGCUACACGUCUUUUAAUAGAAGUAAAAGUUUGACUGAUACUGAGUUGAGUUUUAGAAACAGAGAGAGUCGGUCGUUUGGUUCCUGGAAGCUGAAGCGUUCUGCUGGAUCCUGUCCUGGAUUCUGUCUUGAAACCUCUCGAGCCGAGCAUCAGGAUGUCACUUCCACGGACGCUGGGCGAGCUGCAGCUCUACCGAGUUUUACAAAGGGCCAACCUACUGAUGUACUAUGACACCUUCAUCCAGCAGGGAGGUGAUGAUGUCCAACAGCUGUGCGAGGCUGGCGAAGAGGAAUUUCUCGAGAUCAUGGCGCUGGUUGGCAUGGCCACAAAACCCCUGCAUGUGCGGCGUUUGCAGAAGGCUCUGCGCGACUGGGCGGCAAACCCAACGCUGUUCAACCAACCUCUGGCCAGCAAUGUGGCCCCUUGUGGAAUCCCUCUCCUUAGGAUCGACAGCACCAGCGCUGCUGGCUCAGGGUUUAUUGGUGGCAGAAAAUCUUUAAGCAAUGGUCAGCCAGGCUCUCCGUGUGAAAGAGAGGAAGUAGGAUCUUGCCUUACGCCACUCAGGGAUAACAGUCCAAAGAGCCCCUGCUCACAGGCCUCUCCUGUACCUCCAGACCAUCUGUAUAGAGAAAAACUGUCCCCCAUGGAUCCCCACUGGCUCAGUCCUGAAAUGUAUGGAGCUGCUGAUUUAGACGAAGAACAGCCCAUUACCCCUCUGCCUUUCGCUUGCCACUCGCGUCUUCUUGGUCCUCCGACACCAACUUCUUCUUCAUCCUCCUCCACUAUGACCUCUCCGUGGCCCGGAGGUCAGCUGGACCCAGAGACCAUUAAAGCCGUGGAGGAAAGCGUUGAUAGACUUCUAAGAACCAUGCCGCAAGCAGAUCAAACCGAGGUGAAGACACUUUUGAGACUCAAUAAGAAAAUGGCCAAGACGGUGGGACACAUUUUCAGCCUGGAACCUCAAGACAAGAGCAAAGAGGAGGAGAUUCGCAAAUACAGCCUGAUCUAUGGCCGCUUUGACUCCAAGAGGAGGGAAGGGAAACAGCUCACCCAUCAUGAGAUGCUCAUCAAUGAGGCUGCAGCUCAAUUCUGCAUUCGUGACAAUGCUCUGUUGUUACGUAGAGUUGAACUGUUCUCUUUAGCACGACAGGUGGCGAGAGAAUGUGCCUACACGUCGACAUUUAAACAUAACAGGACAUACUCAGAUGAUUGUACUGCCUCUGUUGACUGUUCUGCUCAGAAGAGAAUCAAGCUUGAUGUCACAGAUUCUGACAGACUGUCUAAGGAUCCAGUAGCCAACAGUGACAACAGAUCUACAGCGGAUGACAACAGCCUCUCUGGAGAAAGUCUAGAUAGCUUAACACAAGAUAUCAGCCCUCAGUUGCACCCCUCCUCAUCCCCUCACCCCCUCACCGACACCACUGGCCUCAUCACCUGGAGUCGCCAGCUCAUGCAACAAACUCUCAUGGAUGAGGGCCUCAGAUUGGCUAGAAUGGUGUCACAUGACCACGCAAGCAAAGUCAGCCUAGGGUCAGAAAAGAGACAGAUUUCAGAGAUGGAGGAGAAAGUGUCAGAGAGGAGAGGAUUGAGAAACAGAAGCCGCAGUCCAGCAAACACCAAAGAUGACCCAAAACUGACAAUCUGCAAGUCUCCAUGUUGAACUCAGGUCAGGUGUGUAGUGAGGUGACGCAGAAACUCUCCGCGGGUGCUUGUGUAUCCAGGAAACACAGCGUGACAGAACUCACACACCUGCGACUGCAGCGUGACUCCAGACAUGAACAGCCCUCCGGCUUGACUGACC